UUUUUUAAAUACAACAUGCAUUUAAUUUAUUCAUCAUAUACUGAUAGAUUAUUAUUACAAAGAACUGCCCAGCCAUAUAGUAAAGUUACACAUUUUGAUGGCCUUCACUUGGGUAAAACUGACAAGCUUAGCUUACACUAUAAAGGGACAACACUUAAUUUAAAGGCAAGCAUUACACAUAUCACAACUUUAUAAUACAUAUACCUAGUGAUUAAUCACAUAUAUGGUUGUUUGUAUUCCAUUGCAGGUCUGCAUCCGUCCCUAUAUGCAUGAAGUUUGUGUGUAUGCACUCUGCUGCACUUAUUGCGACGGAGGAUAGGAGUAGCGAUUAAGCAAGACUUCAGUUGCGAGAGUUGGCGAUGGAGAAAUAUGGAGCGGGUGGUGGUGACUGUCCGUAUGAUGGCGGAGAUGGAGAGUUUGGAGGAGGAGUAUAGCUAUGAGAUGGCGGUGAUGGUAGCGGAUGGUGGUGGUGAGUGGGCGGAUGUUGAUGUCCUUUGGUUGGUGGGGGGGUGUUGUGUGAUUGAGAGGGUGGUGGAGAGCCACUGUGGGAGGGCGGAUGAUGUCCUUUGGGAGGUGGAGGAUUGUAGCUGUGGGAGGGAGGCGGGGAAGCUCCAUGAGAUGGUGGUUGAUGUCCUUUGGUUCCAUGGGAGGGUGGUGGAUGGCCGUGAGACGACGGUGGAGGAUUGGACCCAUAAGAGGGUGGGGAAGGCGGAGAGCCACCAUGGGAAGGUGGUUGGUUACCUCUCUCAGGUGGAGAGCCACCAUGAGAAGGUGGUUGAUGUCCAUGUGAAGGUGGCGGAGUCCCAUAAGAAGGUGGCUGAUUUCCACCCGAUGGAGGUUGAUGCCCAUGGGAUGGCGGUCGCGGGCUCCCACGAGUUGGAGGAGGUUUGUACCCACCGGAGGGAGGCGAAGAGCCACCGUGUGAAGGUGGUUGGUUGCCACCUGAGGGAGGCGAAUAGCCGCCAUGGGAAGGUGGUUGGUUACCUCUCUCAGGUGGAGAGCCACCACGAGAAGGUGGUUGAUGUCCAUGUGAAGGUGGCGGAGUCCCAUAAGAAGGUGGCUGAUUUCCACCCGAUGGAGGUUGAUGCCCAUGGGAUGGCGGUCGCGGGCUCCCACGAGUUGGAGGAGGUUUGUACCCACCGGAGGGAGGCGAAGAGCCACCGUGUGAAGGUGGUUGGUUGCCACCUGAGGGAGGCGAAUAGCCGCCAUGGGAAGGUGGUUGGUUACCUCUCUCAGGUGGAGAGCCACCACGAGAAGGUGGUUGAUGUCCAUGUGAAGGUGGCGGAGUUCCAUAAGAGGGUGGCUGAUUUCCACCCGAUGGAGGGUGAUGCCCAUGGGAUGGCGGUCGCGGGCUCCCACGAGUUGGAGGAGGUUUGUACCCACCGGAGGGAGGCGAAGAGCCACCGUGUGAAGGUGGUUGGUUGCCACCUGAGGGAGGUGGAGAGCCACCACGAGAAGGUGGUUGAUGUCCAUGUGAAGGUGGCUGAUUUCCACCCGAUGGAGGGUGAUGCCCAUGAGAUGGCGGUCGCGGACUCCCACGAGUUGGAGGAGGUUUGUACCCACCGGAGGGAGGCGAAGAACCACCAUGUGAAGGUGGUUGGUUGCCACCUGAGGGAGGCGAAUAGCCGCCAUGAGAAGGUGGUUGAUGUCCAUGUGAAGGCGGUUGGUUGCCACUUAAGGGAGGUGGGGAGCUACCAUGGGAAGGUGGUUGAUAUCCAUGCGAAGGUGGUUGGUUACCACUUGAGGGAGGCGGUGAGCCGCCACGAGAAGGUGGUUGAUAUCCAUGUGAAGGCGGUUGGUUGCCACCUGAGGACGGUGGAGAGCCACCAUGAGAAGGUGGUUGAUGUCCAUGUGUAGGCGGUUGGUUGCCACCCGAAGGAGGCGAAGAGCCGCCACGAGAAGGUGGAUGAUGUCCAUGUGAAGGCGGUUGGUAGCCACCUGAGAACGGCGGAGAGCCA
Molecule: messenger RNA, 1958 nt
Organism: Ipomoea nil (Japanese morning glory)
Lineage: Eukaryota; Viridiplantae; Streptophyta; Magnoliopsida; Solanales; Convolvulaceae
Exons: 2
Coding region: 370-1857 (495 amino acids)
Source: RefSeq, a predicted model, not a curated record